Molecule: messenger RNA, 875 nt
Organism: Suillus subalutaceus
Lineage: Eukaryota; Fungi; Basidiomycota; Agaricomycetes; Boletales; Suillaceae
Exons: 6
Coding region: 119-871 (250 amino acids)
Molecular function (GO): oxidoreductase activity
Source: RefSeq, a predicted model, not a curated record
UACAACUUUGGAUCAUCCGCUCAUCCCGCAGUUCGGUGGCGUCAAUAUAAGUAGGAUGUAACUUGUGAUACCAAGGACGCUUCCAUUCCGCUUUACAUUCAACACCAACGGACUAACUAUGGCUUCUGACACCAUUGCCAUCUUCAACUACUUACUCGCUCCACCUGACGGCUCUCGGCCUUACAAUAGAGUCUAUGCAGAUAGCGCUACGGGAAAGCCAGCCCGCAACUGGGUCGAGGACCCGCAUGAUAUGCCAGUCGAGGACGUGCGCGGGAAGGAGGAACUUUACAAGCUUGACAAUGCUGGAUUUCAGUAUGGGCGAGAAGCGUCAAAGUUUACUAGCUUCUUGAAUGAUGAUGAGAUUGAGCGCGAAUACUACCCUGAGAGCAUCGACCUCAUCAGGAGGGUCACGGGAGCAACCAAAAUUGUCAUCUUCGAUCACACUAUUCGUCGCCGUCGCCCAGGCGAAUGGAUAACUUUAACCCGCAGAAACGUCAACCCGUCUCCCGGGUUCGCGCAGACCCAAACGCCUGCGGCGUCCAUUGGUCGUGUUCAUAGGCACCUCCCGCCAACAGAAGCUCCUUCCCUCCUUCGCAGACGCUUCCAAAUCAUAAACCUUUGGCGUCCUAUAUCGCAUGCAGCUAAAGACUUUGUGCCUGUCGCUCAUAUAUACCCUGACCGCGAGGGUGAGACAUUUGGAGUCAAAUACAACCCAAACCACCAGUGGAAAUAUAUGAAGGCAAUGACCCCAGAAGAGUAUGUUCUUAUCAAAUGCUCUGACUCGAUACAAGAUGGUAGUACCCCGAACACUCCAGAGGGAACGCCGCCUCGGGAAUCCAUCGAGCUGAGAGCUCUGGUGUUCUAUGAUUAGAACA